GAAGUUUUGAAAAAAUGGCGGGUUGGAGGUUGGAGCCUCUUCCAAUGGUGGGAUCGAGAGAGAGAGAGAGAGACGAAAAACGUUUGUGGCGCUUAUAAUUGGCCACCGAGAAAAUCGCGAAAGAGGGAGAACGGAAAAUGCUGGAAUUCAGUGGCGGAGAGCUGAAUCAGAACCGAGGAAGGCGACCGCUGGUUUUGUACGGAUGAUAAGCAAUCAGACUUUUUCACAGAGUAUGGCGAAGCAAGCCGAUACCAAAUUCAAGAAGUUGUUGGGAAAGGAAGCUACGGAGUUGUUGGUUCUGCAAUUGAUAGCCAGACGGGUGAGAGAGUUGCCAUCAAGAAAAUUAAUGAUGUUUUUGAGCAUGUAUCUGAUGCCAUACGCAUCCUCAGAGAAAUUAAGCUUCUUCGGAUGCUUCAUCAUCCGAAUAUUGUAGAGAUAAAACAUAUUAUGCUUCCUCCAUCACAACGAGAAUUCAAAGAUAUAUAUCUCGUUUUUGAGUUGAUGAAGUCUGAUCUUCACCAUGUAAUUAAGGCAAAUAAUGAUCUUUCUCCCAAGCAGCAUAAAUACUUUUUGUACCAGCUUCUUAGUGGCCUAAAAUAUAUACAUGCAGCAAAUGUCCUUCAUCGAGAUUUGAAGCCGAAAAACAUACUUGCUAAUGCUGACUGCAAAUUGAAGAUAUGUGAUUUUGGACUUGCUCGUGUAUCUUUUAGUGAUGCGCCAUCUACUAUUUUCUGGACAGAUUAUGUUGCAACUCGUUGGUAUCGUGCUCCCGAACUCUGUGGAUCAUUUUUCUCGAAAUAUACCCCUGCUAUAGAUAUAUGGAGUAUCGGAUGUAUAUUUGCAGAAAUUCUUACGGGAAAACCCUUGUUUCCUGGAAAAAAUGUGGUGCACCAAUUAGAUCUAAUUACCGAUCUGUUUGGCACUCCUGAAGCUGAGGCCAUAGCGAAGAUUCGGAAUGAGAAGGCAAGGAGGUAUCUAGGAAACAUGCGUAAAAAACCACCAGUUCCAUUCUCACGAAAGUUUCCCAAUGUCGACCCAUCGGCACUUCGUUUACUGGAACGUCUUCUGGCAUUUGAUCCCAAAUGCCGUCCAACAGCUGCAGAGGCACUUUCUGAUCCUUACUUCAAUGGUAUUGCGAAAACGGAACUUGAACCUUCUAUUCAACCAAUUUCAAAAAUAGAGUUCGAGUUUGAGAGGAGGAGAUUAUCAAAAGAUGAUAUUAGAGAGUUAAUUUAUGCAGAGAUUUUAGAGUAUCAUCCCCAAAUGCGUGAGGAGUGUCUACACCCUGAAGAUCAAACUACCUUUUUGUAUCCAAGUGGCGUUGAUCGAUUUAGGCUUCAGUUUGCGCAUCUGGAAGAGCACCAUGUUAAUGGUGAAAGAAGACUUCCACUUCAAAGGCAGAACAUUUCUUUACCUCGCGAGCGGGUUAGUCCAACUGAGAACAACAACGAUGCACAUGACAUUGAUUUUCAAAGCAGGGGGGAAGACAAGAGUGCUCAUCUCUUCAAAAGUGCUAGCAUUAGUGCAUCGAGGUGUGUUGGGGUCUUACCGAAGGAAAAGUCUGAGGCGGAAGAAACGAGUUCUGAAGUGAAAAAUGAAGGAGUGGAUGGGCCGUCUCAAAAGAUUGCAGUCCUUCAGACUUAAGUUCAUGUUGAUAUAUAUAAUUAGGUACUGAAGACAGGAGGCAGAGUGGGUUCUUGAUGGGAUGAAUUUGACUUGUUCGAAGACAUAGAUACCCUCCUCCUCUUGUUAAUAAUAAUCUCAUCAUAUAUUGUAAAGCUAACCUUGUAGUUUGUGUAGACCACACUUUCAUACAAAUAAAGAGAUAUUUACACUUUAGUGUGUGGUAAGAA
Messenger RNA from Cucurbita pepo subsp. pepo (vegetable marrow), 1853 nucleotides. RefSeq names its product mitogen-activated protein kinase 9. Lineage: Eukaryota; Viridiplantae; Streptophyta; Magnoliopsida; Cucurbitales; Cucurbitaceae. Gene Ontology annotation, molecular function: ATP binding; MAP kinase activity. Gene Ontology annotation, biological process: protein phosphorylation. The record is from RefSeq and is a predicted model, not a curated record.